This is a messenger RNA of Serinus canaria (Common canary), 575 nucleotides long. RefSeq names its product hemoglobin subunit epsilon. Gene Ontology annotation, molecular function: oxygen binding; peroxidase activity; organic acid binding. NCBI's taxonomy places the organism in Eukaryota, Metazoa, Chordata, Aves, Passeriformes, Fringillidae. The record is from RefSeq and is a predicted model, not a curated record. Gene Ontology annotation, biological process: oxygen transport; hydrogen peroxide catabolic process. Bases 77 to 520 code for a protein of 147 amino acids. The transcript has 3 exons. Gene Ontology annotation, cellular component: haptoglobin-hemoglobin complex; blood microparticle; hemoglobin complex.
GCAGGGGCUGGCCCGGGGCAUAAAACCCGGCCCAGGCUGCGGGCUCAGCACAGCUCAGUGUCCGCCUGCAGCCACCAUGGUGCACUGGUCGGCCGAGGAGAAGCAGCUCAUCACCAGCGUGUGGGCCAAGGUCAGCGUGGAGGAAUGCGGCGCCGAGGCCCUGGCCAGGCUGCUGAUCGUCUACCCCUGGACCCAGAGGUUCUUCUCUGACUUCGGGAACCUGUCCAGCCCCACGGCCAUCACCGGCAACCCCAAGGUGCGUGCCCAUGGCAAGAAGGUGCUGACCUCCUUCGGGGAGGCCAUCAAGAACCUGGACAACCUCAAGGGCACCUACUCCAAGCUGUCCGAGCUGCACUGCGACAAGCUGCACGUGGACCCCGAGAACUUCAGGCUCCUGGGUGACAUCCUGGUCAUCGUUCUGGCCGCCCACUUCGGCAAGGACUUCACCCCUGCCUGCCAGGCCACGUGGCAGAAGCUGGUGGGGCUGGUGGCCCACGCCCUGGCCCGCAAGUACCACUGAGGCCUCGGUAGGCACCCGUGUCUGUAACAGGCAAUAAAAACCUCAUUUUCUGGAA